Messenger RNA from Lingula anatina, 1981 nucleotides. Its product is annotated as tubulin--tyrosine ligase. The record is from RefSeq and is a predicted model, not a curated record. Gene Ontology annotation, biological process: protein modification process; microtubule cytoskeleton organization. Lineage: Eukaryota; Metazoa; Brachiopoda; Lingulata; Lingulida; Lingulidae. Gene Ontology annotation, cellular component: spindle microtubule. Gene Ontology annotation, molecular function: tubulin-tyrosine ligase activity.
CAUAUUGAAACCAAUGUAAACAUCGUUGAUCAGAAGAAGCACUGACCCUUGUUUGUUAAGUGGAAAAUUACCACAGAUAUAGACUCAAAGGACUUUGUAAUGUAAUGCAGCACUUUGUCUCAGGUGUUCAACCGUCGAGUAAUCGAUGAUUCUUGAAAUGACUUGUAUAAAUAGACCUAUCUUUGCCGGCUUUAUGCUGUAGAUCUACUCCUGGGGUACUACUGGUACAUGUAAUGGUAUUGGCGUCCGACGGUGCACUUGGGCGCAGGCAGUUGAAGAUUUAAUAUUUUGCAAUGUGCAUGUGCGAUGCACCCUUGGAUAACUAACGAAAUUCUAUUUCAAAGUUGAUGCAGGCCCAAUGUGCUGGUAGACAUACCAAAAGUCAGCGACGGGCACUUGGCUUAAGGUGCACCUAAAAGUUUUAGAUAAUUGUAUUCGAAUGACUGAAUCAGUGAAUUUACCUGAAUGAAGACUUGGCAUGUAUAGUUUCGUAUCCCGAGAUGACGGAAGCAGUGUGUACAGUGCAGUCUCAAGCAUUCUACUUGAAACCAGGGGAAAUGUGUGGAAACGCGUGGCAAGGGAAAGCCCAAAAUUCAAUCUUAUGCUGGGGGAGAGAAACGGAUUGCCAUAUGGAAGACUGGGUAUUUAGUACACAUACACCGGUACAUCAUACUGGCCAUGAACCUGGGUUCGUUCAGAUUGUGAAUUAUUAUAGAGGCUCGGGAUGUCUGUGUAGGAAAACUUCCAUGGUCAGCACACUUUGUAAACAGUGGAAGGAGACGGGUCAAGAGCCUUUUGAAUGGUUACCACCAUCCUUUAUAUUAUAUCCUAAUAUUACACCAGAGCAAGAAGAACAAUCAGACUUGAAAUCAUUUAUAGCUCAAAAGAAAAGAAGCAUCAAAACAGAUGAGAGAGAAGAAUUUAAACAAUAUUUUGAGAGAGUAAGGUCAGAAGGAAAAGGCUGCAUUUGGAUUGUGAAAUCAGCUGCUGGAGCUAAAGGUCAAGGUGUGUUGAUAUCAAGUGAUGUGGAAGAAAUUCUCCACUUUACAGAUUCAAAAUCACAAGCUCAUAUAGUUCAGAAGUACUUGGAAAAGCCUCUGUUGCUUUCUGGAGACAGGAAGUUUGAUAUCAGAUCUUGGGUCCUGGUUGACACCCAGUUUGAUAUCUAUUUGUACAAGGAAGGUGUACUGCGCACGUCCUCAGAGCCCUACAAUGCCACAGACCUGACAGACCUGACCAGCCAUCUCACCAACCAUUGCCUGCAGGAACACUCACAAAACUAUGGCAAAUAUGAGGAAGGAAAUGAAUUGUUUUUUGAUGAGUUUAACAGAUAUCUCCAAAGUCAGCACUCUGUGACCUUGUCAGCCAGUAUUCUACCUCAGAUUGAGAACAUCAUCCUUGAGUGUUUCAAAGCAUGCAAGGAACACUUGUCUACAGCUGGUUUUGCCUAUAAAAGUUUCCAGUUAUUUGGAUUUGACUUUAUGAUCGAUGAAGCUUUCAAAGUCUGGCUGAUUGAAGUCAAUGGGUCUCCAGCAUGUGCAAAAAAACUUCUUCCUAGUUUAGCAGAAUCUUUAAUCCAAACUGCAGUGGACCCAGUCUUUCCCUUGAGCCAAGAACAACAGAUCACUGCCGAGAACCUUUUUACAAAGAUUAAUUAUAACCUAACACAAGAAACAUGUUGAGACACCGGUAUUAAGAGACAUCAGACAGCGAAUCUCUACUGAGAAUCUCUUUACGUAUAUUACAUCUGUUAUAAUUCCUUGCUUAAGGCAACUCCAAAUAAUCCGUUGAAAAUGUGAUAAGCAACAUGCAGGACAACUAAAAGAUAACAACAACACACGCACAUUAGAAAAAGAGACGAAAACGGACAGCAUACUGCAGAAAAGAAGAGGGAGAAAUGACAAUGCAAUGGACGUACACGUAUGAGCUACGUAGAACUUCUCUCAUCGCAUCUACCACAAUACGCACUUUUGAAUUUGUA